Messenger RNA from Hevea brasiliensis (rubber tree), 1384 nucleotides. RefSeq lists its product as uncharacterized. The transcript has 3 exons. The coding region runs from base 101 to 1150 and encodes 349 amino acids. The record is from RefSeq and is a predicted model, not a curated record. Lineage: Eukaryota; Viridiplantae; Streptophyta; Magnoliopsida; Malpighiales; Euphorbiaceae.
CCCAGUAAAAAAAUAUGCUUUCUCUUUUCACUUUAAAUUUGCUUUAUCGCAUCUCUCACUUCUAUUUGUCUUCUGUACAUCAUCAUCUUCUUGAUCUUCAAUGGAGACUCCAUCAUCGACAAAAAGAGUCACAAGAUCGCAGACUUUUGCUGGUCUUAUCAUCAACAAUAUUCCCAUUUCAAGGAAGAUUGAAGUUUCUGAGAGGGGUGUUUCAACAAGAAGAAGUGGAAAACAAGAAAAAGAUCGCUCUGCACUUAUUGAUAUAACCAACGAUUCACCUAUUGUUGGACUUGCUAUGGGUAGCUUAGAGACUCCAUCAUCAGCCGUAGCCAAGCAAAGAAGCAAUAGAGUUAAGAACAACAAUACACCCAGCUCUGGAGAGGCACUCCUUAGGGGUCAAGUGAAGACCCUCUUGCAGGAAGUUGAAGAAGAGGCUGAGCUGUCAAAGAUCUCAUUAGAGAACCGUCCCUUUGUCCAUAUUCAAGGAUUUGUCAGUUCUCCAAUGGGACUUCUUGCUCCAACUCCUGCUAAUACACCACAAGUACCUAAUCUUUCUGAAGAUGAUCGAUGUAUUAGUAACACUCCUUUGCCAGUAGUUGAAGAACAAUUGCAGAUUUUUCAGGUGGUGAAUGAUAUCUUUGAUGAGAAGGAAGAGGGCCUUGAAUCUCAAAAGAGUAUAACAAGGUCUUUAAUGCUCGACUUCUCUGAAAAAUCUGAAAUCACUAACUCAUCAUCAGAAUGCUCCUCCGUGGUGACCACUUGCAAAGUAGACAAGUCAUCCACAACAGAUGAUGACAGUUCCUCUAACUGGUCCAUUCAUGUUAAUGCAAGCACCCAUGAUGAAGAUGAGGAGGAACAAGAAAUUGAAGAAGAAGAAGAUUAUGAUCCUUACGAUUAUGAAGAGGGUGAUUAUGGAGGGUCUAUUGAUGCGCUGUGCGAAGGUAUUGGCAAGGUAAGCGUGAGCGAGAGUAAAACAGCGCCUGCUAAAUUCACAGGAAAGCAUACAAGAUUUAGGUACAACAGUGAUGAUGAAAUUGUUGAAGAAGAAGUAAUAGCAGCUCCUGGUUCAUCACCAAGUGUUUUGCACUUGAAGGGUCUGCCAACAUCCAAAGGGAAGCACUUCCGCUUUCCAAAGGAAGAAGAAGAUUAAUGUGCAAGUUCAAGUAAGUUGGGUUGUUGUGUCUAACUCGACACUGCAUGUUUGGGAUUUGCUCUUUAUGGUUCAGUUUGCAUCUUUUACGAGUUUUUCUUUGACACUUGAUAAAGAUUGAAAUAAUUUAGUGUUAGAUUCUGUUGAAAGAACACAAAUUGAAGUUGUGGGACAAAUAGGAUCAAUACAUCAUUUCUUUGAUCAUCAAAGAAUAGUUCUGAUAUCCACUAUUAA